Molecule: messenger RNA, 1247 nt
Organism: Pocillopora damicornis (cauliflower coral)
Lineage: Eukaryota; Metazoa; Cnidaria; Anthozoa; Scleractinia; Pocilloporidae
Product: gamma-aminobutyric acid receptor-associated protein-like 2
Source: RefSeq, a predicted model, not a curated record
GUUCAAACAUUCUGAGAACUUACGCAGCAUAAAUCGAUAUUUGGGAAGAAUUGCUUCCAUCAGAAGAGCAUUUAUUCUAGGCUACUUUGCCAUUGACAAUGAAGUGGAGUUUUAAAGAGGAACAUUCCUUAGAGUCAAGAUGCCACGAAUCUGCAAAGAUAAGGGCGAAGUAUCCUGACCGAAUUCCCGUCGUUGUUGAGAAAGCACCUAAAACCAGCAUUCAAGAUAUCGAUAAAAGGAAAUUUCUUGUUCCUUCGGAUCUGACAGUGGCGCAGUUCAUGUACAUCAUCCGGAAGAGAAUUCAGCUUCCUCCAGAAAAGGCGAUGUUUCUUUUUGUCAACAAAGUUCUUCCACAGACAAGUUCAACCAUGGGUUCUAUCUACGAAGAACACAAAGAUGAAGAUGGCUUCCUGUACAUUGCCUAUAGUGGGGAAAACACUUUUGGAAUGUAAAUGCUUCAGUUAAAAUCUCUGGAUUGAACUCAAUAUAAACUCUUGGAUUGUCAAUGUACCUUACAGAUUGGUUUUGGGUUUUAUUAGGGUUAAUAGUCUGGCAAAAUAUAUUGUGUUCUAAAGGAGAUUAAACAUGCUGAAUUAGAUGUUACUUUAAGAAAAGAUUGACCUGGCAUCUUUGUGUAGAUUUCAUUGUUUUAUUGUAGGAUCAAUCAGGUACAUUGGAGCUGUGAUAAAAAGUAUGGAUUGUAAAUUAGCAUAACAACAAAACUGCGAUUUUGUAAAUACAGGUAUAUGCACAAUGUAUACUACCACUCAAUCUUCAGCCAGAGAAAAACAGAAAUAUGAAAUCCAGUAUCCGUGGCUGAAUUUGUUUAUGAGGUUGAAUAGAAUGCUGUCUUCGGGUUUGCUUAAAUUUCUUAUGUGUACUCCAGCUUCUUAAUAUUUGUGUUAUUUUGAUUACUGUGCAACUAUUAACAGAAUAAAACUGAUUCAUUCUCUUGACACUAGUGACAGUGGCCAAUCGGCUAAAUGACUACAAAUUUUGAGUAAUGACCACAAAUAAUCCAUAUCUCCUACAAGUUGCAGCUAGCAUGGCUAAGAACCAUGAAAGUUCUUUAUUUUUUCAUUCUGAUCCAGUGAAAUUUGAUAGGUUGUCAGGCUUCAGGCACCAAGUUGGAAAUGCAAUGAGGAAUUUUUCCCUGACAGCAUUAUAUAUUGAAGCUUGUCUCUUUGCAUUGUGGUAGCUUGUUAUUUUCUUUUGCCUGAAAAUAAAGUCAGAUAAUUUUGAUGUAA